GAAACGUACGUUCCAUGUGCGUGACGCUGAACUUCUACGUGAGGAGGGAGGGGUAAUCUUUCCAAGAUGGCGACGACCACAGAAAGUAUCGAUGCCGGGGUUGCAGGCAAGAAAAAACAUCUAGGAAUCCCUGAAGCAGUCUUUGUGGAGGAUGUGGACUCCUUCAUGAAGCAGCCGGGCAAUGACACGGCCGACGCGGUGCUGAGGAGGCUGGAUGAGCAGUAUCAGAAGUACAAGUACAUGGAGCUCAACCUGGCCCAGAAGAAACUGAGGUUAAAAAGCCAAAUUCCACAGAUCAAGCAGACAUUAGAAAUUUUAAGACACAUGCAGAAGAAAAAGGACACAACAGAACCCAUGGAGACACGCUUCCUGCUGGCAGACAAUGUGCACUGCAAGGCCUUGGUACCGCCCACAGACAAAGUUUGCUUGUGGCUUGGGGCGAAUGUAAUGCUGGAGUACGACAUCGACGAGGCGCAGUCUCUCCUGGAGAAGAACCUGGCCACUGCUUCUCGGAACCUCGACUCCUUGGAGGAAGACCUGAACUUCCUCAGAGACCAGUUCACCACCACUGAAGUCAAUAUGGCACGUGUCUACAACUGGGAUGUCAAGAGAAGGAGCAAAGACAAUCUCUCAAAAAUAGCUGAGAAGUCUUAAGCUCAACUCUCACCAUAGUCUCACAACCCCCCCCUCCCCCAAAAGGAAAAAAAAAUAUUGCAUACUUUACCACCUGGUCCCUCCAUUGUCAUUUGAUUUAUUAUAUAUAUAUUUUUUAAGAAACUUAUUUUUCAGACCACAAAAUUAACAAGUCUGUUUUUUUGUAUUGUUUAUAUUAUUAUUGGUUUUUGAUGGUGGCAGAUUACACUAUUAUGGCAUGGUAUCUUCCUGGCGAUGACCUUUUUUAAAGUGGGUUUAUUUAUCUGCAGCAGCCUGAGCACUUGCAGAGUCUGAGGACCAGAUUGUGUGUGUGUGUGUGUGUGUGUGUGUGUGUGUGUGUGUGUGUGUGUGUGUGUGUGUGUGUGUGUGUGUGUGUGUGUGUGUGUGUGUGUGUGUGUGUGUGUGUGUGUGUGUGUGUGUGUGUGAGAGAGUGAGUUUCUGCGAGGUUUGGCCCAUGGUCUCAGUGGUGCUAGCAAUGCAGCAGCUUUUCCACACAGCACCUUCUGAUCCUACUACAGUCCGCAAGAGUUGUGCUCAACGUUUUCUUAGUGGGCCAAACAGCAGGCCCCGAUUUUUGUCACAAACACCCCCCUCCCCCCCAACCCCACGCCUCUGCUAACCCGUCCUCUGCUGCAUGUUUUCCCUCUGUCUCUCUUUCGGUCUGGUAGUAUUUAUGUCACACUGUAUAAAUACUGGAAAAGAAGGACAAAAACUGGGGAAAUGGCAAAGAAUUAAAAAGACAAAUGUGAUUUAA
Molecule: messenger RNA, 1408 nt
Organism: Conger conger (European conger)
Lineage: Eukaryota; Metazoa; Chordata; Actinopteri; Anguilliformes; Congridae
Gene: vbp1
Product: von Hippel-Lindau binding protein 1
Exons: 6
Coding region: 67-654 (195 amino acids)
Biological process (GO): microtubule-based process; tubulin complex assembly; protein folding
Cellular component (GO): cytoplasm; prefoldin complex
Molecular function (GO): tubulin binding
Source: RefSeq, a predicted model, not a curated record